Messenger RNA from Salarias fasciatus (jewelled blenny), 2373 nucleotides. It is a transcript of the gene ncln, whose product is annotated as nicalin. The record is from RefSeq and is a predicted model, not a curated record. Gene Ontology annotation, cellular component: membrane. The coding region runs from base 84 to 1817 and encodes 577 amino acids. Gene Ontology annotation, biological process: regulation of signal transduction. Lineage: Eukaryota; Metazoa; Chordata; Actinopteri; Blenniiformes; Blenniidae. The transcript has 15 exons.
CCCGGCUGUCAGCAGCUGAGAGCAGUGUCAGCCACACAGAUCUUUUAUUCUUAUUCAGCUUUCCACCGAUCACAGCCGCCAACAUGUUCGAGGAAGCGAGUGAGGUGUUUGACAACAUGUUUAAGUCUUCGUUUCCCCUGACCUUCAUCGUCUUUCUCCCCGCGGUACUGAUCCUGGUGUCCCCGCUGCCAGCCGAGGCGGCACACGAGUUCACCGUGUACCGCAUGCAGCAGUACGACCUGCAGGGACAGCCGUACGGUACCAGGAAUGCUAUCCUGAACACGGAGGCUCGUACUGUGGAGGCAGAGGUAUUAAGUCGCCGCUGUGUGAUCAUGCGGCUGGCAGACUUCUCCUAUGACAAGUACCAGAAAGCACUUCGGCAGUCGGCGGGGGCUGUGGUCAUCAUCCUGCCCAAGAACAUGUCAGCUAUGCCGCAGGACAUAGUACAGCAGUUCAUGGAGCUGGAGCCAGAGAUGUUGGCCACUGAGACCAUCGUCCCUGUCUACUUCGCUAUGGAGGAUGAAGAGCUGCUGUCUAUCUACCUUCAGACUCUGACCUCUUCAUCCUCGCAGGGCUCCUUGUCGGCAGCUGAAGUCCUGCUGCACACAGCCACAGCCAAUGGCUUUCAGAUGGUGACGAGUGGAGCUCAGAGCAAAGCCAUCAGUGACUGGGCCAUCACAAGUUUAGAGGGUCGUCUGGCUGGAGUUGGUGGAGAAGAUCUUCCCACUAUUGUUGUGGUGGCCCACUAUGACUCCUUUGGUGUUGCCCCUUGGCUGUCUUACGGAGCGGACUCUAACGGCAGUGGAGUGUCCAUGUUACUUGAGCUGGCUCGUCUCUUCUCCAAACUCUACACCUACAAGAGGACACAUGCUGCGUAUAACCUGCUGUUCUUUGUAUCCGGUGGAGGAAAGUUUAACUACCAGGGAACCAAACGUUGGCUGGAGGACAAUCUGGACCACACAGACUCCAGUCUGCUGCAGGAUAAUGUUGCCUUCGUCUUGUGUCUGGACACGCUGGGAAAUGGAGACUCUCUGCACCUUCAUGUGUCCAAACCUCCCAAAGAGGGAACCCCUCAGUUUUCUCUGCUCAAAGAACUGGAGAUGGUGGUCACAAGUCAAUAUCCAGAGGUGAAGUUCUCGAUGGUUCACAAGAAAAUCAACCUGGCCGACGACAUGCUGGCCUGGGAGCACGAGCGCUUUGGGAUCCGUAGACUGCCGGCCUUCACUCUGUCUCACUUGCCUUCGCACCGCCUGGCUCAGCGCUCCAGCAUCAUGGACGUGCGGUCAGUGUCCCUCUCCUCUCGCCACGGAGCGGGAGAGCCCCCUGCUGGGCCUCACGUGGACGUAAAGAAACUUGGCAGAAACACCAAGGUGGUUGCAGAAGCUCUGGCCAGAGUAAUUUACAACUUGACAGAGAAGGGCGCACCUGGAGACUUGCAGAUUUUCACUGAACAAAUGCAGGUGCAGGAGGAGCAUCUGUCAGCAGUGGUGGACUGGCUCACAGCGCAGCCCCGAGCUGCACAGCUGGUGGACAAAGACAGCAGUGUGGUGUCCACUCUGGAGUAUCACCUGGGACGCUACCUCAAAGACGUCAAGAGACACUAUGUCAAAGCAGAUAAAAGGGAUCCUGAGUUUGUGUUCUACGACCAGCUGAAGCAGACUAUGAACGCCUACAGAGUGAAGCCAGCUAUUUUUGACCUGCUGCUGGCUGUCUGCAUUGCAGCCUAUUUAGGGAUGAUGUAUCUCGCUAUCCAGAACUUUGGAGUCCUGUACAGCGUUGUCCGUAGGAUCACUCAGCCUAAGAACAAGGCCCACUGAGAGCACACCACAUGGCGCCGCCUCCCCCCUCAGACCCUGAUGCACCUCCUCUCCUCAAGUGUAAAGAACUCUUGCCAGUGCGAUGCGGACGUGGGACCGAGCUGCUGUUCUUACCAAGGUUUUUUCCAACCAGCAGGUUCACGUCUCUGUCCUUUUUCAUAAUCCCCUUCUUAUGAUGUCAGACCAUUUCCUGCUCUCAGCUUCGUUCAUUUGAUCUCGGUAAUCACUUUUCCUCCAGCAGUCAGUCACAGUCGUCCCUCCUGUUGUGUUUUUAUGAUUUUCCUCAUGUGAGGGACCUCACGGUGGCUGUUCUGCCGCUCUUCAUCAUUCUUCUCAGUAUACUUAAUGAGCCAAACCGACGAUCAUGUGUUGUCUCAGGCAGCUAUAGAGAGAAACCGAACACUUUCAGCCCCAGCAUGCCCACCAACCCUCAGGUUAAAGUCUCUUUCAACACUUUACUUACAUUUUUAUGUACUUCAAAAAAAAACAACAGACUUAUCACAGUCAUUUCUUCUCCCUUGUUAACCGUGCAGAGGAUUAUACUAAAGCUUAAUUU